Molecule: messenger RNA, 3351 nt
Organism: Neoarius graeffei (lesser salmon catfish)
Lineage: Eukaryota; Metazoa; Chordata; Actinopteri; Siluriformes; Ariidae
Gene: dusp2
Product: dual specificity phosphatase 2
Exons: 4
Coding region: 777-1823 (348 amino acids)
Biological process (GO): protein dephosphorylation; endoderm formation; negative regulation of MAPK cascade
Cellular component (GO): cytoplasm; nucleus
Molecular function (GO): MAP kinase tyrosine/serine/threonine phosphatase activity; protein tyrosine/threonine phosphatase activity
Source: RefSeq, a predicted model, not a curated record
AAUUAGAACUUUCUUUUUUUUCCUUAAUGUAGUGUAACAGUGUAAUGUCAGUGUGUGUUUUAUAUAUAGAGAGAGAGACAGAGAGAGAGACCCUGUCUGUCUCUCAGGUGUCUGUGUGUGUAUAUAUAUAUAUAUAUAUGCAGCAAAAACGUCACACGUGCAAAAAAGAACACAAAAAACCCGAGGGUAACCCCGGAGAGCCCGCAUCUAAAUGCCUGUGGGGACCUGGAGAAGUCACGUGCCCGCGUCUGCAUACCAAAUAUGGAGCGCCGGUUGAAGGCGAGCGCCCAUAUAUGGAGUUUCCGACCGUGACGUCGCUUCCUUAAACGGAAAAACGGGGUGGUGCCGGGGGCUCGAGGCACAAAUAACAGCUUGACACUUCCGCCUCUGCUGUUAGAAAAACACAGCUGCUGAAGUAAUAAGAGGAGUAGAAACCAAAAAAACAACAACAACAAUUAAAUAAAUAAAGCGCGGCGCGACAUGAUGGACUGAGCGGAGCGGCUCAUUUCACUCAGUCAGGGCAAACGCAACAUGAGAGUUUUGUGACUUUUUGGUGCUGAUUGGUAUUUUUAAAAAAUUUCUCAAGAAGAAGAAGAAGGUGUAUAUUUUUAAAGGUCGCUAUUAGAUUAUUUAUUUAUUCUACAAAUUAAAUAUUUAGACUUAUUUAUUUAUUUAUUUGCUUACAACACAUUUUUGAAUUUUUAACAGCCUUUUUUUAUUUGUGAAUAGAAUUAAAUUACAGGAAUUUUUUAUUAAUAAUAAUAAUAAUAAUAAUAAUGGGAGUGAUCGGAGAGCCGGUAGAGAUCUCGAGCGAAGAGCUCGUGCAGAUGCUCGUGACCCCGGAGAGCGGCGGCGGCGGCGCGCUCCUGCUGCUGGACUGCCGUCCGUUCCUCGCCUUCUCGCGCGCGCACAUCUGCCGCGCGCACAACGCCGCGUGGAACUCGCUGCUGCGGCGCAGGUGCAGCCGGGGCACCGCGGAAUCGUCCGGCGCGCGCCUCGACUGCCUGCUGGCCGACCGGUCCUUACUGGCGCGCGUGCGGAACGGGGACUUCCGCCACAUCGUGGUGCUGGACGAGAAGAGCUGCGCCGUCGCCGAGCUGGAGCGCGAGAGCCUGGCGGGACUGCUCCUGCGCGCGCUCCAGAGAGAGGUGCACGCGGCAACCGCCAGGAUCUGCUUCCUGCGAGGUGGAUUUGAUGGCUUUGUCGCGCUCUAUCCCGAGCUGUGUCUCAGUGCACCGGGUGUUUGUGGGACUCAGACGACGCUGACUGACUCCGAGCCGCGAGUCUCUGGCAGAACGACGCCACUUUAUGACCAGGGUGGUCCUGUCGAGAUCUUGCCCUUUCUGUUCCUGGGCAGCGCACAUCACUCGUCUCAGAGGGAGCUGCUGCAGCGCUGCGGCAUCACAGCCGUCCUCAACGUCUCGUCGUCCUGCCCGAACCUAUUCGAGCACGAACUGAACUACAUGACCCUGAGGGUGGAGGACAGCAUGGCAGCGGAUAUCCGCGUUCUCUUCCCGCAGGCCAUCCACUUCAUCGAUUCAGUGAAGGAGAGCGGUGGUCGAGUUCUGGUCCACUGUCAGGCCGGUAUCUCUCGUUCUGCCACCAUCUGCUUGGCGUAUCUGAUCCACGCCCACCGCGUGCGCCUGAACGAGGCCUUUGAGUUUGUGAAGCGUCGACGACACGUGAUUUCGCCAAACCUGGGGUUCAUGGGCCAGCUGCUGCAGUUCGAGACGGACGUUCUGUGUCCUUACACGGUUCUGGAUUCGGAGAACGGCGCCACGGCGUUUCAGUACCUCUGCUCAGACAACACCAACCUUUCGUGAACUUUAUUGUGCUCCAAAGAGACUGUACAAGGGCUUUUCAUACUGUGACAUGGGGCUUUGAUGAUGGUUGGUCUUCAAUCCGUCAUACACAUUCGUUUAUAUGUGAGAUUCUCUCUGAACCAAAACAAUGCGUGUUUGUUUAGUCUACAUGCUAAAGUGCACUAAGCGACUACCUGCACUCGACUCUGCACUAUUUUAUAAGGUGUAUUUAUUAUAUAAGCAGGAAAACCCAUCUGAGAAUAUUGGGUCAUUUUCGUGUUCACUGGGACCCAAUGAUUUACCAAAUGAAACAGCAUAUAAUACUAAUGCAUACGAGGAUGAUUAAAACUAAGAUAUUUUGGUGAAAUUUUAGUUUUGUUCAAACCUAAGUGAGAACUAACAAUGAGCAAAAUCUGCACAUCCAGCGAGGGUUGAGCAAUACAGCAAAAGAAACCUAUACUAUCACUACAAUAUGCAGUUAUAUAUCGUAAAUUACGAUAUUUAGUUUGGCAAACAAAUCAGGAUCGACGUAUGAUGAAACUUACUAGAUAUAACUAGACAUUAUCCAUAAAAAUGUACCCAAAUAUAUAGAUAAUAUUUAGAAAUGGAAAUAUUUUGUACAUCAAUAUUUGUAUUCGGGUCAAAAUACAGUAAUGCCUGACCCAAAUUCCAGCACAAAAUGUGUAUCUCGUAAUUUCCCCGUGUUAAUUUUGCCGCCCUCUAGAUCUCUCAACUCAGCGUCAUGCGUCGAACAUAACAAUCAGAGAACCAUUUCACACACCACCUUGUGACACAAUGAGAAAUUCCAUUCAUCCUCUUACAGUUUUGCGCCAAAACAUUUUCCUGUGUAGCUACACAAACCAGUCAGUGCAAGUGAUGGGGAUGUAACGGAGCACCAACAAACGAUGUCUUUAUAUGGAUAUGGUUCUUGUUCUCAGAGAAUUUUAAUCCUUUGGAUUAGAAAAUAGAAAUAAUUCACUAGCUCGCUGAUAUUAGCUGUUCACUGCGCCGCCAUUUUCCCUUCUCACAGUGGCCUGAUGAUGUGCAUAGUGACUACAGAUGAAGCACAAACUCAAUCAUAAUUGUUGUUGGUGCAGGACGAUGAGCUGCACAAGUGGACAAAGCAAUGAAGAAAAGAUCAGCUGCCAACUUUUUGCAAUAUGCUCCUAUAGAUCAUCCAACAUUGACUUGAAAAUCUCUCAGACACUGAGAUUGGACCGUGCUGAGAGAUUUUCGUUGCGGAUAAAGCCAACUCAGGGAGAGACCUAAAAUUCUGUGAUCCCAGAUUUCAAACUAGAGUGUAGAGCAACAUUAUUAAUGUGUAUCAAGCAAUACGAAUACAGUACUGCCAAACAUAUUUUGAAAUGUUCCACGUUUUUCUGUUUAAUGUUACUGAUUCAUGAAGAAACUAAGACAUGUAUAUAUGUCUGUAUGUAUACAGUCCCAUACUGUAAAUACUGUCGAUCCCUUAAACACUGCACUUUAUUUGUAAAUAAUUUUUGUUCUUAUUUGUUAAUAUUGUUGACUACGUAGUGUAUAAGCUGCUGUA